Messenger RNA from Monascus purpureus, 1655 nucleotides. The record is from the annotation of a GenBank genome assembly. NCBI's taxonomy places the organism in Eukaryota, Fungi, Ascomycota, Eurotiomycetes, Eurotiales, Aspergillaceae.
GCCGGGAGCGAGCAGCAUAAUAGGUCACUGCAGUCGCCCGUAGCCCCAAACCAUCAACUUUUCCUACCGACGCCAACAUCGAAGUUCCCCGGAGACGUCGCAGGAACCGAUCAGGCACCAUGGCGGCUCCGAGGCUGUCCCCAACGGCAAAUCUCCUCCGCAACUCUCGCCUUUUUGCUCUUCCACAGGCUCUUACUCCUCCCCAAGAUCCGCCAACUUCCAGAACCGUCGUCGGCUCGGAUACUGCAACUCUUCCUCAUCCGAUCCGUGCUUCCAUUGUUACGCCGUCUUCGUCUUUAGCUCGAGGCGAUUGGGGCCUGAAGAGGCCUCUUCCUGCAAAAACAACGUCCGAGAAAUCCUCUAGGCCUGUUGUCCGAGUCAAGGCACUAGAUACUUUCGAACAUGUCACCGAUUUCGAAUCCGCAUUGGACCAUACCAUGACUCUGGAGAAGUUCCAGCAGCUACAUAUGCCCGUCUCUCUUCCUUACAGAGUCAAUUACGCAACUGGUCUUAUUCCAAGACAUCGAAGCCCCUUCGAGUCCUUGAAUGAUAACACGAACGAGAGCGAAGGCCUCAAAGAACCUGGAGCCAAACAGUUUAGACACGCCGGGCCCUGGCUAGCUGGGCAAAUCGAGUCGGAAUUUCAGGCGUACCUGAAGCAGGUCCGCCGCAGGAAACCGGAGUUACUGCAGCAACUUCGUGAACGGUUUGUCACGCAGCAGACAGCGGAGCGAAGAAAGCAAGCACUGGACGAUGGAAAGGAUUUGGAUAAGAUUAAGCGCGUUACCGAAGAAGAAUUUCAACGAUACCUCAGGUCGUUGCGGUCGAAUCCUUCUGCUCUGGGACCCGUGAUAUUCGAGCUCCUAGAUCUUCCUUCCCCGCCGGCCGUUCCUGGCUCUCGUAUGUCCAGGGAGAACUAUGCAUCCCCGGCGACCAAGCUGUCCGCGACCGAGUACGCAAUAUCAGGACCCCCGAAGACGCAUCCCUCCGCAGGUUUGACCUAUUCAAGAUCACAUGCUUUGAUUUACAACCAUCCGCAGUUCGGACCACAGGCUUCCCAACGCCCCGUAGAAGCGCGUAUUCUGCGGCCCAAGGGUAGAUUUAGGGGUAAGGUGGCCAAGGCCAUUGCAGGUGUCGGUGGUAUUGCGGUGGAAGACUUGAAUGCUAUGACCUUCGUCGAGCAAGGCGCACCUCCAGGCCUGGCCUACUUCGAUGCGUCUAUUCCCGGUGGCGCCAAGUAUUGGGUCAAUCCAAUCCGUGCUUCUGUUGAUUCGGAUGGCAAGAUCUUGCUGGCAUCCUACAAGGCCAGCGCCACGUCCAAGGCUCCUUACGGCAUUGAGGAUUACAAGAAGCCUGACUACAGCAUUUCGGAUGCUGCUCGUGGUGGCAGCCGAGUGGUGCCGAGAUUGGACAGGCUCCCAUCGAAGCAGCCUCGUUUCGUGACUUCAGGGGAGGGGACUGAGACCAAACAGCCCAUGCAAGAAACUGAGGAUGUCGCUAGGACACUGAUGGAAACUAUCCGCUCAUCUUAAAAAGUUCCAUUUGGGCGUCACUGUACGAUUAAACGCUAAUGUAUAGCUACCUUUCUAUUUCAGUUUCCGGUUUGUUUACAUGUGAUAUAUUAAAUUUGGAUACUGUUAUUUAUUCUCUUUCGA